AUGAAUCAUUACAGAUCGGCUAAAAAUCAAGCUUCCUUGAACACUAGCGCGCUUCUUCUAACCAUCAAUGACAUGCUGGGAAAGGAUGUUACAGUGACCGGUCGCGAUGGAAGUAAAUAUACUGGAAUUUUGACGGCGUGCUCCCCCGAGAUGGAUUUGGGUUUGAGUUUCGCUUACAAAAUCACUGAAAGCAAUCAAAGAAACCUUUUGCCGAAAAGAAGUGAAAUUGAAGACAAGAUGCAAUUUCAUUUUUCUGAUAUCGUCGGAGUGUCGGCUUGCGCAACCGAGGAGAAGCCGGGAACAAGAGCCAUGGGAUUCGCCACCGACCGCGAUUAUCAUGGAACCAACGACGAUCUAGAUGAUCCUGACUUCGAGGAAUGGAAUGCCGAUGAAGACGAAGGCGUUGGUGGCUCAAUUGAAGAGCACGAGAACAGUAAUGAUCUUCCGGAUCAGCGCAAUCGUCGCGGAAACGGCUGGUCUGUUGACGAAAUGUUCAAAGUUAACGAGAAGCUCAAUGUCAAAUCCACAUUCAAAGAGGACUUGACCCAAUACACAACUGUUGGUGUUGAGGGAACAGAAGAAGACAGAAGACGUGCUGAUCAGUUAGCUCGCGAAAUCGAACAGAAUCAGUCAUCGAAGUUCUACGCCAAACUCGAAAAUGACGAUGUUGAGCGCGAUCUCGACAAAGAGACUGGCGAAGAUGAUUUUGAAGCAGUUGGAAGUAAUAACCGCCGUGGAAAUAAUAAUAGCGGCUAUAAUCAGCAACAAAAUCGUCGUAGCAACAAUAUGGCUCCGAAUGGGCAGCCAAUUAAUCGGCGUGCAGACGGGUUAAAGAGUUCGACUGACCGUAGAAACAGUGGUGUACCGGGAAAUCAGAAUCGACACAAUCAGCAAGGUUACUCGCAGUCGAGUGGAUCGUCGAAGAACAUGAAUAACUCGUACAACAACAGACGACAGGGUAGCCACGAAGAAUAUCAGAACGAUUGGCAAAUGAGCAAAGGCAAAAAGUCGAACGCUGGAAACAACAGUACGAACAAUAGCAUCGUCGAUGGAUCGUCUGCACCGAACAAUCAAAAGUUCCAGAAGCAGAUGCUCGAAUCACGAAACAGUCAGAGACAACCGACUGAGAGUGAGAAACAAGGUUCUCGCGUUGCCGACUUGAAACAUUGGAACAAGGAGUAUCCAAUUAUGCUGAACGCUGAAGAGAAGGAACCGGUGGCGGCCAGCACAUCGACAUCGAGCGCUUGGAAUCACGGUCCACCGAGUUCUUUGGUUUCAAACGCAAAGGCGAAUGCUGCGCCAUCGGUGACGUCAACGACUCAAUCAUCGCCAUCAACAUCCGCCAGCAAUGUCGAUCAGCAAGUCCGUCAAAAAUCGGCAAAGACUGAUGAUACGGAAAGUGCGAGCACCUCAGCCACAUCGGGUGUUAUCUCGGGGUCCGACGAUAAGAAUGAGAAUAAAUCAAGCGAUGGAAAUGAAAAUGCUCUCGGACACACUGAUACAUCCGAUACGUCGUCGAAUGCGGAAGGAACCAACAAAGUCGCUUCGUUCAAAUUCAACGUCAAUGCACCAGAAUUCAAGCCGCGAUUUCCACCGUCGACGCCUACUGCACCGAUUGCGGUGAUUCCUGCACAGCAGCAACAGUUUGCGUCCGAGCAAUUCGUCGCCGCUCAUCCGCAACAGAUUCACACGCCGAAUGCUCAGCAAGCUGCAAUUCAGAUGCAAGGACAGCCGAUAAUCCCCGCGCAGUCCAUCGUCCCACAAAUGCAAGUGCAGCACGUUAUGUGGCCACAACACGCGCAACAGUAUUCACCGUAUCCUAUGGUUCCGCAACAGAUCCAGGCGAUGCCAAUUCAUCGUGGGCAAGCCCAGAACGGAGCACAAAUUUAUGGCGCUCCCAUCGCUAGCAAUGCUAACGCGGUUCCAGCACAAGCUGCUCAAGCUUAUUAUCCACCAAAUCAAUAUGCGGGUCAAAUGCAUGGCGGACAAUAUCAGCAAAUUCCAGCUACCCAGGGUCAGAUGAUUGUUGGUCCAGCCGGCGCUCAAUCUGGAGCACCGACAGCGGCCUUCACUCAGCAAGCUGGACAGCAGCGCUAUUCGCAGCAAGUGUACAUGAUUCAACCACAACAAGGCCAACGAUUCCAAGGACCGCCACCUUCUCAUGAGCAACAGCAGUAUGCGAAUCAGCAGCAGCAGCAAGGCGCACCACAAUCACAUCCAAACAGUCAACCACCAACCCCUGGCCCGCAACAGUCUGGUCAGCAGCAGCAGCAACCACAACAACAACAACAACAGAAUCUUCAACAGCAAAACUCGCAGCAACAACAGUCGCAGCAGCAACCUCCUUCGCAGGCUCAAUCCGUCGCUUCAUCGGCUCCGGCCGGUGGAAUGCGCCAGGGUACGGACACCGGCAGCAGCGGUAGCUUGAGUGGAUCGGCCGCAUCGCAAUCAGGAGCUCAACAGCAACGCAGCGUAUCGCCAAAUCCACAAGGAGUUCCACAGCCAUCGGUGCUUCAGCCGAAUGUAGUGGGCAUUCCUCCACCACACCAACCAACUCAGCAGGCGCCUGUUCAUUAUAUGCAGAUGCCGAUUGCUGCUCAUCCAGCGCAUCCGAGUCAACAUUAUUACCAACAGGCAUGUCUUGAUAUUAUUCAGUGUUGUCGUAAUUGUCUUCUUAUUUGCUCACUGCUCAUGUUUAAGUCUUGGCCAGUAUAUUACCAAGCGAGUAUGAUGUACCAGCAACCACACAUGCAGAUGGCUCAACAUGGCGCAAUGGGUCAAGUGAUUCCGUCAGAUAACAAUAUGGAUCCAAAUAUGAUGCAACCCUAUCUCGACAAUUAUGGAAAUUACGUCCAAGGGUAUUAUGGUCCCCCACAACAACACCAGCAACACGGAGGACCAAUGUCGAGACAAAACUCUCUUCCGCAGUACCAACAACAACCACAACAUCCGCAACAGCCACAGACACAGGGAAAUAACUCAAAUGCUCCCCCACCACAGCAACAGCAACAACAGCAGUCUGGAGUUGCUCAAUCACAAGGACAAUAA
Caenorhabditis bovis is the source of this 3048-nucleotide messenger RNA. Lineage: Eukaryota; Metazoa; Nematoda; Chromadorea; Rhabditida; Rhabditidae. The record is from the annotation of a GenBank genome assembly.